Molecule: messenger RNA, 4074 nt
Organism: Vespa velutina
Lineage: Eukaryota; Metazoa; Arthropoda; Insecta; Hymenoptera; Vespidae
Product: GDP-Man:Man(3)GlcNAc(2)-PP-Dol alpha-1,2-mannosyltransferase-like
Exons: 10
Coding region: 2529-3998 (489 amino acids)
Biological process (GO): protein N-linked glycosylation
Cellular component (GO): endoplasmic reticulum membrane
Molecular function (GO): GDP-Man:Man(3)GlcNAc(2)-PP-Dol alpha-1,2-mannosyltransferase activity
Source: RefSeq, a predicted model, not a curated record
UAUUAAAAUAAUAACGAAAGAACUUUUUGUCGGCUCUUGUUGCUGUACGUUCUGAAACAUUUUCAAACGGCCUCAAUUUAUGGAAAAACAUUUUGUCUACAUUGAAACAACAUAACCUGAGAAACAUUUGUGUUAUGUUUUCGACUUUAAAGUUACGUUUGUUGUUCUAACAUGUAGUUGUCCAUACUCAAGUCAGUUUGUUUCAAGCUGUUAAUGAUGACUGAAAGAGACUUGCUCCUUUCAACUGCGGUAUUUAUUAUCAGUGGUAAAAAGAGGAGAAAACAAAAUGAAUAAUAGUGUUGUAGAACAUGAAGUAACUUCAUAUUCAUUGAUUUGAAAUGAACGGUGGUAAAAUUAUAAGUAAUAAUUUGUUCAAUCUUGAAGAUUAUGAAGUUGAUGAUGAAUUUUGAAGAAAUGAUGGUUGAUCAUAAUUACUUAUUGAUGCUUCUCACAGAAUGUUGCAAAUAAUAUGUUCUACCAUAUUCUACGAAUGAUCUGUCCGAACUACUCUCAAUUUAUAUGCUAUAUACUCACCAAAAACUGUAAAUCUAUCAUGAUGUUUUUUUUAUUGUCGAGUAGUCUUCAUUGAUGUCAAAUUGUUUGUUAUUUUCUUUUGCUAAAGCUUUGUUAUUAGAUGGAUUUUGAGAUUUCUUAGUUUAUCCUUCAUCUGAAGAAUAAUUUAAUUCUUCUUUUGUAGAAAUAUUUGGACUGUGUUCUUUUUGGAUAAAAGUCCAUAUUUCUGGCUUUAUGGUUUGCUUUUGUUGAUUGCAUUUUUUGUUAAUGUCUUCUGUUGCAUGUAAGGUUUCCGAAUUAUCAUUGUUGACUUUUAUAUCGCUCUCAUUAGAUUCUGAAGGAUUCUGAAAUAAUUUCAAAAAUAUAAAGAAAUUGAAAUUUUUAAUUUCAAAAUUUUUUCAUGGAUUCAAGAGCUCAAACAAAGGGAUCACUGCAAAGAAUUUUUAAUUGCUGGUUGUUAAGAACAAAUUUCAAAAAAUAUCUUUAGAACUUUGUCUACUAGAUUUAGUAUACUAUAAAAAUCAUUACUUCUACAUUUGACAGAAGUUGAGAAAGUCGUUGCCACCUAUAUUCGCUUGCACAACUUUCUUAGCUGUAAUUCAAUUUCUUUCUAGAACUGACGUUCUUGUCAUAUAUAUCAACAGAAACGUUUGAUCUGAAAGGUAAUGAUACAGAGAACAUUAUACCUGGUUCAUGGAAACAAGAAAUGGGAGAUCAAUUAAAUCUUGCAUCAAUUAGAAAAAGAUCACAUAAUUCUUCACAAAAAGCAAAAAAUAUUUUAAAAGAAUUUAGUAAAUAUUUUGUGUCACCCAAAGGUCAGAUUCCAUGGAAAUAAAAUUAUUGUUAAUGAAAAUUAGAUUUAAAUUAAAAUAAAUAACAGCCAGUAUUUUGAAAAAAAUCAAAUAAUUUAGGCCAAAUUAUAAUUAAUAAAAUAUAUAUAUAUAUACUUAAUUGAAAACUUACCUCCAUUUUUUCACUUAAAACAUUAUCACUCCGUUUGCGAAUCAUGUUUUUAUUCCUAAGAUAUAGUAUGGAAUUAUAAGCGUAUCAUUUAGAAAUAAAUACAUCUUCAUCUCCUGAUUUCUUCAUGGAAUUCUUUUUUUCUUCGGUCCCUGUAAAAUUGUGCACUUAAUUUUUUCAUUUUUCGUUUGACUUGUACUAUACCUGUUUUGAUAACACUACUGAUUUUUUUACACGUGCCUUCUCUUAAAAUUAAAAUUUUGCAUUUAUAAUGUGUAUUUGAAGGAAUCCACAAAUAUUCGUAUUUUUUGUACUGUUCAAUUAAUAAUUAAUUCAUUGUCCCAUAUUACUAUUUCGGACAUUUUACCUAUAUAUAUCUAUAUGUAUGAAUUACGUUAAUGUCAACAACAAAGCGUAUAAACUGGGGGAAUAUUUGUUUCUGUUGUCAUGUAUUGGCCGUGCGUUUCUUAUAUUUUUCUUUAUUUUUACCGGUCUGAAUGGAAAUAGAAAGAUAAACGACUUUUGUUGCUAAGAAUGACGAAAUAACCUUCGAUAAUAAGUGGCGACUUUUUUGAAAUACAUGGAACAUCAACAAAAAGUUCUUCGUUUUUGUUGCUUCAGUGGGGACAAGAUUUUACAGAUUUGUUUCAAACUGCAAGGCAAAGGUUUUUUCUAAUCACAUAUGAAAAGAAACAAAAUUUUUUUUUUUUCUAUGUAGUAUUUAUUGGUUUUCUUUAAUAAAUAACAAUAUUAUAUAAUAUUUUUAAUUCAUCUGUGAUUAAGAUAAGUAAACAAUAAAAAGUAUCCUAAAUUUGUUUAAAACUAUGACAUUAUUUAAAUGUUAUAAUAGUUAAUAAGCUUUAUUUAUGAACAAUUAUUAAUCUCGAUUUUAUAUGCAAAGUUUUCGCACGAAACUUUGUAUAUUCAGAAGUAUUAUUUUUUUAAAUAAUAAAAAUUGUUAGAUUUAAAACGAGAUUAAAGAUGCCGUAUGAAAUGUUACACGUCAACUUUUGAUAUACUAUAUUAUAUGGACUGAUCAUUGAAAACAAAAGAAUAUGAAUAUUUAUUCUUUAUUAACACCUAUAAUAUUAAUAAUGAACAUGACAUUAAUAAUAAUUGUCUGUACACUUUUAUUCGUUUUACUUACAUUACCAAUGUUAUUAAUAUAUUGGAGAAGAAUAUAUGCAAAAGAACGUACAAAUAGGAAACGAAAAGGAACUGUUGUUGCAUUUUUCCACCCAUAUUGUAAUGCAGGUGGCGGAGGUGAAAGAGUGCUCUGGGCAGUUAUUAAAGCUGUACAAUCUAAAUAUCCAAAUAUACACAUAGUUAUUUAUACUGGAGACUUGGAUGCUGAUCCUGAACAGAUUUUAAAUAAAUCACAAAAAUCAUUUAAUAUAAAAAUUCAAUCGAAUAUUAAAUUUAUAUAUCUUCAUAAACGUAAAUGGGUAGAAGCACAAAUUUAUCCUUAUUUCACACUUUUGGGUCAAAGUUUAGGAUCUAUAUGGUUGGGUAUUGAGGCAUUAAAUAAUUUAGUACCAGAUAUUUAUAUUGAUACAAUGGGUUAUGCUUUUACAUAUCCAUUAUUUAGAUAUAUAGGAGGUUGUAAAGUUGCAUCGUACACCCAUUAUCCUACAAUUUCAACGGAUAUGUUGAGACAUGUUUACAAACGUGUAAUAUCACAUAAUAAUCGUCGUAUAAUCGCAAGAAAUCCAUUUUUAUCAGCUGCGAAAAUUGCUUAUUAUAGAUUAUUUGCAUUGUUAUAUGGACUUGCUGGUAGGACAGCAGAGAUUGUAAUGGUGAAUUCUUCCUGGACAGAAGAACAUAUUAAUGCCAUUUGGAAAUGCCCUUUGCGGACUCACAGAAUCUAUCCACCAACAAAUGUACAGCAUUUAACAUCUCUUCCACUUUUUGAUGAUACCAAAGAAGACAGUCAAAUUCGAAUAGUAUCUAUUGCACAAUUUAGGCCAGAAAAAAAUCAUCCUCUCAUGUUGAGAACAAUGUAUGAAUUAAGAUCGAUAGUUAAAGAGGAAGUAUGGGAAAAGAUACGCUUGGUAUUCAUUGGAUCUUGUAGAGAUGAAGGAGAUGAAGUACGUGUAAAAGACAUGCAAGACUUAUCUAAACAUUUUGCUUUGGAUGAAAAUGUUGAAUUUAAAUUGAAUAUACCUUAUUCUGAACUUGUAUCAGAACUACAAAAAGCAUCAAUAGGAUUGCAUGCUAUGUGGAACGAACAUUUUGGUAUCAGUAUAGUAGAAUGCAUGGCUAUUGGAUUAAUUAUGAUAGCUCAUGAUUCUGGUGGACCAAGAGCAGAUAUAAUAGAAACGCAGCCUGGUAGUCAAACUGGUUUUUUAGCAGAAGAAGCAGAAGAAUAUGCGAAAAUAAUAGCACAUAUUAUAAAUAUGCAUCCUGAAGAUAAAAAGACUAUUAGACUAGCUGCAAGAGCAUCUGUUAGUCGAUUUUCUAGUGAAUUAUUCGAAUUAGAAGUUUUACGAGCUAUAGAACCAUUUUUUAGACAAAAACAAGAUUAAUAUUAUGAAUUUACAAACUAUACAUUUAUUUUAAAUAUUUAACACGAAUUACUAUCGUAAUAUAUUUUUAAUGUUA